Messenger RNA from Lytechinus pictus (painted urchin), 4762 nucleotides. RefSeq lists its product as uncharacterized. Lineage: Eukaryota; Metazoa; Echinodermata; Echinoidea; Temnopleuroida; Toxopneustidae. Gene Ontology annotation, molecular function: protein binding. The transcript has 3 exons. The record is from RefSeq and is a predicted model, not a curated record. Gene Ontology annotation, biological process: signal transduction. Bases 10 to 2397 code for a protein of 795 amino acids.
CAGGAAGACAUGGAAGAUUUUGAUGAACUUUUGAUCAAAGUUGCCAAACGAGUCCAACAAAACUCGGAAAUCGACACAUUAGGAAAAAAACUUGAAUUCCCUCCAGAAGAUGUUGGACGUUACAUAGCAACUAAUCACAAAACACAAAACAUUACUUGGGAUGGAACUCUUCAGAUGCUCCGGGAUUGGCGUAAAGGUCAAGAAAUUGCUAAAGAGAGAGAUAAUUUGGAGACUGCUCUGAAGAAAGCAGGUCAACUUCGUCUUGCUGAGGAACUCUUUCCUUCAAACACCAUGGAUCUUACUGGAGUGCGCAGGAAACCGAACGGUGAUGACCCUUCAUCGAACACCGCCCUCUCUCAAAAUGAAUUCUACGACAUUUAUCUCUGGGCAUCGUCUAAAGAUACAGACUAUUUUCGUAAAAUGAAAGAUUGUAUUCAUUCCAAUAGAUGGAAAAUGACAUCUUGUUUUGAUCAUAAGUUGGGUGAACUAGUGACGCAAAGCAUCGAAAAUGCUCUCUUGAAAUGCUCCCACAUGGUAUGUUUGAUCACAAAAGAUGACUGUAAAACAGACAACCUUCAACAGCUUAUGACAAUAGAGAUGGCGAUUCAGUCGCUUCCACGAACGACAGGAAAAGGAUUAGAAGGCCGGGUUAUUCCUAUCCGUUGUGACGUUCCAGAAUCUUUUCUUACUCCUAAACUGAAGGCAUUGACAGGAGCGAGUAUUAAAGAUCGCGACCUUGAAGAAAGACUAAGGAAAAGUAUUAAUACGAACAUCCGGAUGGAGAGAGAAGAAAAGGAGAAUGUCACAGGUUGCUAUGUGUGUCAACCUGAAAGAGAUGUAACAAGAAAGCGACGCUAUGUCAAAAUGUCUUCUGGUCGCCCGAGCACUACCAAAGACGACGAACAGAAACAACGUGAGCUAGAUGAGAUGAGGAAGAAGCUGAAUGAGAAACGGGCCAUGUUAGAGGAAACAAAGCAAAGACACAAGGUAGUUGAAUCGAAAAUUGAAGCCGUUUCAAAUUCAUCAAGUAAGCAUUUUCAAACGAUCCAUGGUGAUAUCCAGGAGACAUUGGACAAAACAUUACUAAAGUUAAAAGUUAAAGAAAGGGAAAAUAUAGAAUGCAUUAAUGAGAUAAACAAGGACGCAGAUAAGCAAAUAACAGACAUAAAUAAAAAGCGACAAAAAAGGAUAGAAGCUAAAAAGGUCGAGCUAGAACGGGAACGAAAAAUAAUCAAAGACAAUGAAGCCAAACUGUCAUCAUGUAUAACAGACAAAGAUGAAAUCAGGAAAAAAGUUUCCGAGAAGAUAAGCGAUGUUAAUAGUAAGAUUCAGGAUGCAAUAACGAAUAUUGAAUUCACCAUCACACGUAUAAACCAACAUGAUGAAACAUUGGUGAAUGAAGCUCCUCAAGUACUUGCAUCUAUUGAUGAAAAUUUAAGUUUGAAUGUUCAUCAAGAUGUUAGCGUCUGUCUUGACCGAAUACAGAGUGAAGUUGAGAGAGUGAAGUUUGUAGAGGGGGAAGUAGGUGGAAAAUACUAUGGUAGAAUUGAUGGGUAUAUCAGUAAUUGGGAACUUGUCAAGUCAAUUCACAUUCCAUCGGUUGUUAAUAAGCCGUAUGUGUGUGGUUUAGUCAGUGAUGAUGAGAUAUGUGUGCGAGACGUAGGUAACAAUGACAUGUAUAUUACAAACAUCAACACUCAACACACAGAGAAAGUCAUUGAUGGAGGUGUGUGGAUUACAUCAUGUGCGCCCAUAGACAGUAACGUAAUAGUAUGUGGUAAGGUGAGAGAUGAUUGCACGGGUGACAGGUUGGAUGGAUGCAUCACUCUCUAUGACAGACAAUUGAACGUGAUUAGAGACAUCAGCAUACCAAUGAAUAGAUACGGUUAUAAUAGUGUGUAUGUUGAUGUUGACAGGGAUGGGAUGAUCAUCGCUGCUCAGUACAAUCAGUCUAAUAUCUACGUCAUCAAUCCUGCUGAUGAUAAGAUAGUAAACACUAUUACGAUGCAGGGUAAGACGGUGAGGGGUGGGAUACAAGCCUUGUCAUCAGGUGAUAUCGUUGUGAAGACAGAUUAUAAUGAAUACACUGUCGUCUCACGAUCAGGAGAACGGAAGGCUGUCAUGCACUGUGAUGAGUACGAGUGGGGCUGGAGCUCAGAGUGUCUCGUUGACAAACUGACAGACACACUCUACAUCGCGUACGUGGAUACAGUGCGUAAUACCAUUGCAAUUGAUCAGGUGUCACGUGAUGGUAUCAUCCAGGCAAGGAGGAUCGUGGAAUACGUGAAAUCAGAUCGCACUAUAUUCAUGGGCCCUUGUCUCGUUACUCCUUCUGGUAACCUCGUAGGGUGUGAUGGAGACAAACUUCUUAUCUACAAGAAGACAUUAAUCUUGUAAAUAAUCUAGACUAUCAAAGGAAUCAUAUCGGAUUUGUAAGAGAAAUAUAGACCAGAGAUUUGUUUUCACUUUUACUUCCAUUUCAAUUUACGUCCUUCUAUCUCUAUAUGUACGUGACUACAUUCAUAUACACAUGGCCAUGGUGUGUAUAAUGUCGUAUCAAUCCAUAUCAAAUAGAAAACUGUCGCUAAUGUCCACUCCGUCUAGAUUUAGGUCUGUAAUGAAUGCACUCAGAUCCAAAUGAAUAGUUUACUCGAAACCUGAACAAAAUAAAUGCAAAAUGUGUUAACGAAUUGCCUACUUGAACCAGAUGGUUAUUGUAGAAAGUCUUUUAGAAUGGCUGAAUUCAGUAUUGAACGUGUUAAUAACUUAUUUCUGUGAAGUGAACCCGAUCAUUUACCAAACGACAUUUCGUUCAAUUUCAUUCGAUGUUAUUCUCCUAAUAGUGAUCGGGUUAUUCCUCGAUUAAAAUUGCUCUCAAUUUUAAGGUAUUUGAUUCGAAUCAAUUCAUCAGGACCCCAUUUCAUAAAAAAAAUGUUGGCUAUGAAAACAACUCUUGCUAAAAUGUCAAUUACCAUGACAACAAUAACGAUUCUGCUUCCUGAUUGGCUCAUCCAAUGAAAUUUGAUAUUCAAACUGGAGUUGUUAUCAUAGCCAGGUUUUAUGAAAUGGUACCCUGGUUGAUUUGAUUUUUUUUUAUUCUGUGGUAAAAAAAAAAGUGGGAAUGGGUCAAAACUGUAUGAAAUAGAAGUUUCGUAAUGUACACAACCCCCCCCCCCUCAUGAAGUUAGAUUAAAAUAAGAUAAAAUCUCGUAAAUAAUGGUGUUUAAUAGGGUUCUUGUUUAGUCUACAUUCAUAUGACAAUAUGAAGGGAAAGGGAUAAUGUUUCCCGUAUAAUUCUUUUUUUCGCCAAUUAAAUAUUCUCUAGUCAUGUAUAACAAAAUAGGUGAGAUUUUUCUCAAAUAUAUUUAGCACACGGUAUAUUCAUCAUAUUCCUGAAAGUAUUGCAUCAUAUUACUUAUUUCAAUCAGUUCAUUUUUCUUCGCUUGUACAACUUUUAUUUUAUCCUCAUAUCGCUUAAUAUUUUCAACAUAGAUUACUGAUUAAUUGUAUCCCUACACGAAUAAUAUCAUCUUACACAUUGGCUACCUGACUUUCAAAUCUUAAGUAACAAUGAUAUGGAAGUGAAACAUUUUUUAAAAAUAGGUAUUUGUGUCGACGUUCUGUAAUGAUGUGUUCGCAUUACUACGUUCAGUUAUGUUUAUCAACAUCAUGAAAUUAUGUCAAAUUAAUUUCAUUAUAAAGAUCAUAUGUCAAUAAAAAAAAAACACAUGAUAGGCUAGCGUACAAUGCUGUAAAUAAAUAAAACAGGAAUCUAUUUUGUUUAACAGACAGGAUUAGAUAAUUUGUCAAAUAUCUGCCCAUAAUGUAGCUUUUGUUCGUGGUUUCAUGAUAAUAUAAUAUAUAACUCGAUUCAAUCCAUUUGUUUAUUUUGUUUGCAUUUUAAAUUGUGUUUAGUGUGUAAACUGGAAGUCUAUUCCAGAGGCAUUAGCUAAAGUGAAUAUUUUUUUAGAUGAAAAUGGUUGUAUUCUUCUGAUCAUAAUUUAUUUACAUUGUAGUAAUCCUUAUACAUGUGCCCCCUAUAUCUCUCUCUUCAAGUUUACCCCGACAAAAAAUGAUUUGAAUAAAAAGAGAAAAAUCCAACAAGCAUAACACUGAAAAUUUCAUCAAAAUCGGAAUAAAAUGUAAAAUAAGAAAGUUAUGACAUUUUAAAGUUUCGCUUAAUUUCACAUAACAGUUAUAUGCACAUCCGGGUCGGUAUGCAAAUGAGGAGACUGGUGAUGUCAUCCACUCACUAUUUAUUUUGUAUUUUAUUAUAUGAGAUAUGAAAUAUUCUAAUUUUCUCCUAAUAGUCAAGUGAAACAGUGAUUAAUUCCUCACUGAACAUGUGGAAUUAGCAUUGUUAAUACUAUAUGGUUCAGUCAAGUCUGUCCCUAUGGUUAAAUCUGUGAAAAUGAAAUAUUGUAUAAUUCAAACAAUAAAAAACAAAAGAAAUAGUGAGUGAUGGACAUCAUCAACUGACUCACCUAGUUGUGCAUAUCACUUUUUUGUGAAAAAUAAGCGAAACUUUAAAAUGCCAUAACUUUCUUGUUUUACAUCUGGGUUUGAUAACAUUUUCAGUGUUAUGCUAGGUUGAUUUAACUCUACAUAUUCAAAUCAAUAUUUUGCUGGGGUGGACUUGACCUUUAACCCCCAAAUUAGCCCUUUUACUGUAUAAUACGACAUGGGUAUCCAUGUUGCUGUAAUAAGUUGUAUAUAAAUCGUUAUUGUUCAAGGUGUGUUGUUUUAAGGUAGGAGUAUAUCA